Molecule: messenger RNA, 588 nt
Organism: Camellia sinensis
Lineage: Eukaryota; Viridiplantae; Streptophyta; Magnoliopsida; Ericales; Theaceae
Source: RefSeq, a predicted model, not a curated record
AUGGCUCGUAUUUCGAAUGAGAUGGAUAUAUCAGACAGGCAUUUGACAGCUCGUUGCAGUGAGUGCCACCAGACAAGUCAUAACAGUUGUACAGGCUUCAUGGCACAUGUACCUGAGGAGGUUCCACUGUUGAGACAGGCAUAUCGGGCUGACAGUAUGUGGGACCGUCCGGAUGAGGCACGCACCGUGUUGACAUGCCGUUGGGUAGAUUCUGGAUUAUGGGAGCAUCCGUUGGACCAUAGAGUCUUGCAGUAUCUAUUACGCGCGGGAUUCUAUGGUGUGUAUCGUAUUGGGCACAUUCGACUGGACCACGCACUCAUCACUGCUCUCGUUGAGAGGUGGCGCACAGAGACUCAUACAUUCCAUUUCCCGAUCGGGGAGGCCACUGUCACGUUGCAGGACGUAUCCGUCCUAUAUGGUCUUCGGAUUGAUGGCCGAGCAGUUACUGGAGUUGACUCUUCUCUCGCGACGGGGCAGUGGAUAGCCCUAUGUGCUGAGCUAUUGGGAGUAGCACCUACACCAGCAGAUUUACAGCCAGUCAUAGAACCUGGUCAAACUGAUGUACUUGCCAUUGCUGAGAGACAUUGA